CGACUUCCUUCCUUCCGCCCUCCAUUGCUUUUCCCGAGAAAUGGCGUCAGGCUUGGGGAGACUGCUUUUGCGGGGGCCUCGCUGCCUCCUGUCACCGGCCACUCCCACUCUCGUCCCACCAGUUCGGGGCAUGAAAAAGGGAUUCCGUGCCGCCUUCCGGUUCCAGAAGGAGUUAGAGCGAUGGCGCCUGCUCCGGUGCCCGCCGCCGCCCGUGCGCCGUUCAGAGAAGCCCAACUGGGAUUACCAUGCUGAAAUACAAGCAUUUGGACAUCGGUUACAAGAAACCUUUUCCUUAGAUCUUCUCAAAACUGCAUUUGUUAAUACCUGCUAUAUUAAAAGUGAGGAGGCCAAGCGCCAAAACCUUGGCAUAGAGAAAGAAGCUGUUCUUCUGAAUCUUAAAGACAAUGAAGAACUCGCUGAACAAGGGACGUCUUUUUCAAAAACUUGCCUCACACAGUUUCUUGAGGAUGCAUAUCCGGACUUGCCCACUGAAGGCAUUGAAAGUCUUGUUGACUUUCUCACUGGUGAGGAAGUGGUAUGUCACGUGGCCAGAAACUUAGCUGUGGAGCAGUUAACACUGAGUGCAGAAUUUCCAGUUCCUGCACCUGUUUUACAGAAGACUUUCUUUGCAGUGAUUGGAGCCCUGCUACAGAGCAGUGGCCCCGAGAGAACUGCUCUUUUCAUCAGGGACUUCUUAAUUACUCAGAUGACCGGAAAAGAACUUUUUGAGAUUUGGAAGAUAAUAAAUCCCAUGGGGCUGCUGGUAGAAGAGCUGAAGAAAAGGGCUAUUUCAGCUCCUGAAUCUAGACUUACCAGGCAGUCUGGAAGUACCACAGCUUUGCCAGUGUUUUUUGUUGGCUUAUACUGUGAUAAAAAGUUGAUUGCAGAAGGACCUGGGGAAACAGUGCUGGUUGCAGAAGAAGAAGCAGCUCGAGUGGCACUUAGGAAACUCUACAGGUUCACUGAGAACAGACGGCCCUGGGACUAUUCCAAGCCCAAAGAGAAUUUAAGAGCAGAAAAGACUGUCAUUGCCAGCUAACCUGUCAAAAUUGUGGCAGCCUGAAAUUUGUGAGCCAGAGAAUGAGAUAAAUGUUGAAGGUGUUCGAAGCUGGAUAUUUUUCAAAUUGUAAAUAAAUAGGUCUUAUUUCUCAUAAUGAGUUCCUAAAAUUAAAUAAUAUUUAUCAGGUCA
This is a messenger RNA of Lutra lutra (Eurasian river otter), 1189 nucleotides long. RefSeq names its product mitochondrial ribosomal protein L44 (gene MRPL44). The coding region runs from base 41 to 1039 and encodes 332 amino acids. NCBI's taxonomy places the organism in Eukaryota, Metazoa, Chordata, Mammalia, Carnivora, Mustelidae. Gene Ontology annotation, biological process: regulation of gene expression; primary miRNA processing; rRNA processing. The transcript has 4 exons. The record is from RefSeq and is a predicted model, not a curated record. Gene Ontology annotation, molecular function: double-stranded RNA binding; ribonuclease III activity. Gene Ontology annotation, cellular component: nucleus.